AUGUGGAAAGACCGGGACGGACGCAAAGAGCUGAAGAAGAUGUUUGAGCAGAAUGGGAGUUUUGCGACCUUGGAGAUCCGCAUUAGGAAAAAGCACACAAACCGCAGAGAGAUUACGAAGGGAGGAGGGUGGUAUACCAGGCAUGUUCUCGAACAUACACAUGGAUGGAGCAAGAAAAUGAUCGAUAAAGCGUUUGCAUGGGCUGAAGCCAAUGGGAAGCUUCGCAUCAACAAGAUCCAUGGAGAACCUGAAGCCUUCCUAGUUUUAUCGGAAGGUUUCGCUUUGACAUCCACGGAUGUUGAAGAGACGGAGCAAUGUGGAAACAUCGCGGUGGAGGAUGGUGAUGAUGAAGCUGGCACUUUGUUGGAUAGCGAUCUUCCUGACAUCAACGAAUCCGAUCCGGCAGCCUUGUUGUCAAGUCAGCUUGCAGCCAGCAGCAGCGGUGGCGCUGGAAGCUCCUCAGGCGGCCCGAGCCCGCUUGAUACGAGCCAAGGGACGGUGUAUCUCAGGAUGACUUUUCCGGCGGUGGUGGCCACAGCAAGUCCGCUGUCUGUGCUGCCCCAGUUCGUUGAAGUCUUGGGCAAGAAGAUCGACAAGAUUCAAGCUGAGCUUGUGUCAACCAUGUCUCAGCACCUCACGAAGAUGCAGAACAUGUACACGAAGUUGGCCGACCUCAUGUCCGAAGCGACUGUCAACCCGGAAAAGCUUGACAAGCAACCUGGAAUACCAAUGGGGGGAGUGAAGCCAAAAAUGAAAGCAAAGGCUAAGGCUAAGGGCAAAAAGCUCGCCGAUACUGCCUGA
Durusdinium trenchii is the source of this 801-nucleotide messenger RNA. The record is from the annotation of a GenBank genome assembly. Lineage: Eukaryota; Dinophyceae; Suessiales; Symbiodiniaceae.